Messenger RNA from Microplitis mediator, 1448 nucleotides. Its product is annotated as pancreatic lipase-related protein 3-like. The record is from RefSeq and is a predicted model, not a curated record. Gene Ontology annotation, molecular function: lipase activity. Lineage: Eukaryota; Metazoa; Arthropoda; Insecta; Hymenoptera; Braconidae. The transcript is spliced from 2 exons. The coding region runs from base 100 to 621 and encodes 173 amino acids.
AAAACAUCUAGUGCCCAGAAAGCCAAUAUUUCAACAAAAAACGUUAAGAACAAAUAACGUAUUAGUGAAGAAAAAGAAAAAAUCAUACGUGGCUAAAAUAUGCAGGGUUUCAAAGACAUCCACGCGAUUGGGUUCAGUUUGGGAGCCCAUGUGCCGGCAGUAGCUGCCAAUUACUUGGGCAAAUAUAAAAUUUCGAGGAUUACGGGAUUGGAUCCAGCAGGGCCGUUUUUUACAUUCGUCGGAUCGGAUGCAGUCUUGGACGCUGGAGACGCCGACUUUGUGGACGUCUUCCAUACCAACGCUAAGAUCCAAGGGAUGUAUCGUAGGAGUGGACACGUCGAUUUUUACUUUAAUCGCGGGACGAGCCAACCCGGAUGUGAAAAUAUGGACUUCAACUGCUAUCAUAGCAGAGCCGCGGUUUAUUUCGCGGAAUCUAUAAUUUCGACUGAAGGUUUUUGGGGCCGCCCAUGCGAUCUGGAAGACCUAAGCAGCUACAAAUCCGGAAAAUGUUCAUCUAGCCAUCCAAUGAUUCUUGCCGGGGAAUAUGUUGGUAAAAGUGCAACUGGUUCUUAUAGUGUUAUUACUAAUUCUCAAAGUCCUUUCGCAAAAGGACGUUACUGAUAAUAUGAAAAUUUUAUUGUCUUAUAAUAUUACAUGUAAAAUUACGUUAUUAAAAAUUAUUUAAACAAACGAAAUCUGUAAGUUAACAAUAGAUCAAAUUGAACGGAAUAUAGUAUAGUGCUGGAUAGCUCAACUGGUAGAGCACUCGGCGCGAUACCGAAUUGGUCUGGGUUCGAUUCCCAGUUCGGGCUAUCUAUAUUUUUCUCAAUUUAUCUAUAAAUUGUCUUAUUGAGAAGAUUGCAUAUUAGGUUUCCACUAUAUUUAAAAACAAUAAUUAUAGUCACCUUAUCGAAAAAAUUCUACUCUCUUAAUUUGAAUCAGUGAGAAAUCCACUGGUUCAUUCAGUGAGUAAAAAAGUCACAGGUGAAUCAGUGAGAUUCAAAGUUGCUCACUGGUAAACCAGUUAGUAUUGGGUUCACUGAUUCAAACCAGAGCAAAAUUUAAGUACCUCAAGUGUCCGUUAUCAGCAGUGAGCUAUGAUUUGUAUAACAUGAUGUUUGUUUAUUUAUGUCGAUUGAAUUAAUUAAUUAAUACAUUUCACGGUAAAUUGUGACCCUUUUAUUGCAUUUUCUAAUUUACAUAAAUUAUAUUAUGUUUUUAAUUUAAGCUAUUCUUCAAGCCUUGAUAAUUUUUAUAAUUUAAUCGACCAUUGUAUUCGUAAAAUCCUUGUAACGACAGCUCAUUGUUUGAUUAUAUACGUUUAUUUUAUUUUGUACAUAAUACAGUUUUGUUUUUGUAAAGUUCAUAUUUUAUUAUGUAGGAAUACUGCAAUAAUGUCCCCAAUAACCCGACUUAGCGCACCACAUACUGCAGCAAUCCUCAUGUAU